This is a messenger RNA of Melozone crissalis (California towhee), 3380 nucleotides long. It is a transcript of the gene MICALL1, whose product is annotated as MICAL like 1. The coding region runs from base 21 to 2813 and encodes 930 amino acids. NCBI's taxonomy places the organism in Eukaryota, Metazoa, Chordata, Aves, Passeriformes, Passerellidae. The transcript is spliced from 16 exons. Gene Ontology annotation, molecular function: protein binding. The record is from RefSeq and is a predicted model, not a curated record.
CGCUGGGAGCGGCCGCCCCGAUGUCGGGUCCGCGGGGCGCCCUGCAAGCCUGGUGCCGCCGGCAGUGCGAGGGCUACCGCGGCGUGGAGAUCCGCGACCUCAGCACCUCGUUCCGCGACGGACUGGCCUUCUGCGCCAUCCUGCACCGCCACCGGCCCGACCUCCUAGACUUUGAUUCUCUCUCCAAGGAUGACGUCUAUGAGAAUAAUCGCUUGGCCUUUGAGCUGGCAGAGCGGGAGCUGGGCAUCCCAGCCCUGCUGGAUCCCAAUGACAUGGUCUCCAUGAAGGUGCCCGACUGCCUCAGCAUCAUGACUUAUGUGUCUCAGUACUACAACCAUUUCAACAGCCCCAGCCAAGCCAGCGUCCCUCCGCCUAUGAAGCGACCAAGUGCUGCCUCCUCUCCUCCUCUGCUGUCCCACAAGACCCCUGUGGCUGCCGCUGAGAGUCCUUCAGCACCACAGGAGGAAGGCCCCUCGGAGCAGCGGCCCCAGCGCAGCGCACCCAGCAGCACCUGCGCAGCCUGCCAGCAGCACGUCCACCUGGUGCAGCGCUACCUGGCCGAGGGCAAGCUCUACCACCGCCAGUGCUUCAGGUGUAAGGAAUGCUCCAGCACGCUGCUCCCGGGGUCAUACAAGCCUGGGUCAGAGGCAGGGACUUUUGUCUGCACGCAGCAUCGUGGUAAAUUGGCCGUGAGCGGGAAGGCAGAGAGGAGACCCAGCCUGGACCGACAGUCACCAGAGCUAAGAACUGAGACUGGGGCUGACAGCAUGGGAGAGAAUGCCCUCCAGGCAGGAGCAGAGGUGGGGAAGGAUGAUGCUGUCUCCCAGGAGAGUGUGGCAGAGACCUCUACGCGUGCAGAGGGCCUUGCUGGCCCAGCAGAGAAGGACAGCACAGCCAGUAAAGCAGAGACACCGACAGCCCCUGCUCAUGCUAGCAGUGGGGCACCUGUCUCCCAAACUCCCCCCAGGCCUCCAAUCCCCAGCAAGCCUGCAGGGCUCACCCAGGACAAAGACAGCUCGCUGGAUGGACGGCUCAGAGACUCACGUCCCACCCCAGCCCCAAGGAAGGCCACCGAUGCGUCUGCCCUGUCCCUUCCAGCCUCCCACCCUGUCCCCCGGCCCAGGUCCACCCUGCAGGGCGAGGGCAGCGAGUGUGGGCCUGGCAUGGUGAACGGUCGGGUACCUGAAACCAGCCCCCCUGUCCCAAAACCUCGAGGGAGACCCUGCUCCUCUGAUCGUGGUGGAGCUACUGCAAGAGCCAAGGACCCGCCGUGGAUGGCCUUGGUGCAAGCAGAGCCCAAGAAGAAGCCAGCUCCCCCUCCUCCCCCAGGCAACAGCCAUGAGACUCCAAGUAGGACUUCAGAGGAAGAGGAUGGGGAGGAGGUGGGCAAAGCCAGGAGUGAGGAGAGCAGGUCUGAUACCACAGAGCCCAAACCCUACAACCCCUUUGAGGAAGAGGAUGAGGAGGAAGUGGAAAGUGCUGACACCAAAAAGAGCACACCUGAGCAGGAGCAGAGCGAGACAGCCGCCAAACCUCUCCACCCCUGGUAUGGCAUCACUCCUACCAGCAGUCCAAAGGCAAAGAAGCGGCCAGCUCCACGGGCCCCCAAUGCUUCCCCGCUAGCCCACCACCCCAUCUCCAGGCUGUCACACUCUGAGCCAUCAUCCUCCACCCCCUCUCCAGCCCUCAGCCUCGAGAGCAUCGACUCUGAGAGUUCAGCCAAGGUGCUGGGAGACACCGAAGAGGCCUCAGUGCCCAAAAGCUCCUCCGAGCCCACUGUGCACAUGCCAGCCGCCGCCAAGAGUUCCAGCGCUGAGGCACCGCUGGCCAGCGUCUCCUCCGGGGAAAGCCCUGCUGUCCCAGCCAGCCUCUCCACCAGCUCCCCCUUCUCCUCCUCCAGCGAGCUGGCCAGCCUCAGUGGGGAGACGCAGCCCAGCACCCUGCACAGCAGCAGGAGCAUCUCCGCUGGCAGCCUAAAGACCAGCCCCAGCCGGCUGCCCCCCAAGCCUCCAGCUGGGGCUAGCCCUACACCCAUCCUCUUGGCUUCAGAUGGGGGUGCUGGGAGCCCCAAGACAUCUUCCUCACCCAAACCACAGCUGAAGUCUUCCUGCAAAGAGAACCCCUUCAAUCGGAAGCCAUCGCCUGCUGCCUCCCCCUCAGCAAAGAAACCUUCCAAGGGCUCCAAGCCUGUGCGUCCUCCUGCGCCAGGCCACGGCUUCCCACUGAUCAAACGCAAGGUGCAGACAGAUCAGUACAUCCCUGAGGAAGACAUCUAUGGAGAGAUGGAUGCCAUUGAGCAUCAGCUGGAUGAGCUGGAGCACCGUGGGGUGGCCUUGGAGGAAAAACUGCGCAGUGCUGAGAAUGACAACCCUGAGGACAACCUGCUUGUGGACUGGUUCAAACUCAUCCAUGAGAAGCACAUGCUGGUGCGCCACGAGUCAGAGCUCAUCUACAUCUUCAAGCAGCAGAACCUGGAGCAGCGGCAGUCAGACGUGGAGUAUGAGCUGCGGUGCCUCCUCAACAAGCCAGAGAAGGACUGGACUGAUGAGGACCGAGGGAGGGAGAAGGUGCUGAUGCAGGAGCUGGUGACCAUCAUUGAGCAGAGGAAUGCCAUUGUGAACUGCCUGGAUGAGGACCGGCAGAGAGAAGAGGAGGAGGAUAAAAUGUUGGAAGCCAUGAUUAAAAGGAAAGAAUUUCACAAGGAGACGGAGACAGAGAGCAAGAAGAAAGGCAAAUUCAAGCCCAUGAAGGUGCUUAAGCUGCUGGGCAACAAGCACGACUCCAAGAGCAAGUCACCCAAGGAGAAAAGCUAGAGCAGGGGAACACCAGCAGCUGGGAGGGAACCCCGACUUGCCUCUCCCUGGCCCUGGCUCGCCUCUCCCCCUGCUCCCUCCCCAGGCACCCGAGCUGCUGCCCCAGGGAGAUGCCAGCCCUCAGCCCAGGGCGGGUGAGAAUGACCAAAGCCCUCCCCUUCCCAGGCUGUAGGGGAGCAUGGCCAUACCCUCUGUGAAGCCUUGUUAACAAAGUGGGGAGAAGACGGAUUUGCUUUUCAGAUACGUUACCCAAUUGUGUGCUCCUGUCAAUAACUGAGAUCAAGCAGAGGAGUUUCGUAUUUGAGGGUAAAUUUGCACUAACUGCACCCCGUCCCUUUUCCCGCUCUAACUGUGACAGUUCCACGUGCCUCUGACUUCUGCCAGGAGGGGACUGGGCCUCCCUGUCCCUCCCUGCCUGACCAUUCUUGUCCCUUUUCUGUUCCAUUUUUAACUUCAGGAAAAAACUGACAUUAGAAUCAGGAUCCUUUGGGUUUUACUGGCCUAAACUAAAAGGUUAAGAAAAUACUCCUGCAUCACAAGGCUUUAGAGCCAUAGCCAAAAAAACAA